GUGGGACGCUCUGAGCGUCCGGUGACGCGUUCGAUGUCGAGAAUCCGUGAGGCCGCCGAGGCGGCCGCCCGGAUGGCACGGGAGAGCGGCUCCCUGACCGCGGCAGCCGCAUUUGCCGAGGGAGCGGCAGAGGGACAGCGGGAGGCGUCCCUCGCUGCAGCUCUGGCGGCGGGCAUGCGCGGGAAGGUUGAGCGGGACCCGGAAGCCACGGGGGGAGGGGAUUUUUCGCAUCUGGAACGCGCGGCACGGGCGCGGGCGGGGCGGAGCCGGCACACGCGGGCUGUGGGUGCUGGCGCAGAGCCAGGAGAGGGGCAAAGCGAGGCGGAAACAUCAGGGCCAGAAUGGGAACAGGAAAGUAGUUGCGUCAGUCUUGGGGAGGACGACAGUAGCUCUGAAUCUGAGGCAGUGCGGGGUGGAGCUAGGCGAAAGCACAGCCGGAGUCGGAGCAGAGGCGUCCGCACCCCCGUGAUGACGCAGGCAGAGUCGGGGCGUGGCCAGGAUGUAAACAUUCCUCAGGGCACGGUUCCGUUGCAGUUCCCAUGGCAACAGUCAGCCCAAGCCCACAGCCAACCCCUGUCAGCUUCAGACAUGGGCAGAAUAGAACAGUUGUUACAAGAGUCAGUUUCACAGAGUGCAGGGAUUGCAAACGUGAAUCAGUUAUGGGGAGAAAUGCUCAAACAUUUAUCAGGAAUUACCACGGGGUUUGCAAAUGUGAAUCAGUUGUCAGAAGAGAUGCUCAAAUAUUUAUCAGAAGUGCAAAUUGAAGAGCCAAGUGCAGUCCCGACCUCAGUUGGUCAGGCGGCAGCGCCAUCUAGUGGCGGAACCACAACAUUGCAGCAGAUUUUACAGGACCCAGUCAGACAAGGCAAGGUGUCACACAGUGGUGGGACUUUGACAAUUCAAGACUUUUUUCCAGCUUCUUAUAAGAAAAAAUCUAGGAUGAGAAGAGCUGCAUCUGCACGACAGCAGGAAUCUCCGCUGACUCCAGAAGAGUGUGGGACUCAGGACACUUCUGCUGGGGCUCAACAACAGGAUGACACGAUUCGCAUCACUGCCUCGGAGGGUGUCCCAGCUUGGACAAUUCCAAAAUCAAGGUCUGCCAAAAUUUCGGGGCAGGGAGAAUCAAUUUCAGUAUCAAAAAGGGUUGUUGAAUUUCUUUUACGAUAUUUAAGCAUAGCCUUGGAGUCGCAGCCAGAGCUGUUGGUUCAUCUUCCAAAAAUUUUCCAAAUAAUGCAGGGCAGUCAUGUGUUCUCCUCCACAGCAGGUGCUCCACUUUUCUCCGGAGGCACCCAGCCUUCAUCUUCACAGAUGCCGCAGACGCCGUUGGUAUCGGUGAGUGCUGCUGCAUCAAAGCUGCAGUCACCUCAGAUGACUCCACUCUACAGGCAAGUACCCACAGAAUUUCCAGCUUUGCCGGAUGCGAAAGUGGACUGGCAGGACAUUCGGGCAGAAUUGGAGAAGGAGAAAGGUUUAUUGCAGGGUUCGGGAAACAUAGUGAUGCCAGUGAACUAUGAUGCUCAGGGCCAAAACCCGAGAUGGGAACGCCUGGAUCGUGGAGCAAUCAAAGAUUUAGCUAAGGCCAUUCGGGACAAUGGGUUGUCAUCACCAUAUUUCAAACAGAUGUUGAAAAGUAUUUUUGGCAUGUAUGAUUUAACACCGUAUGAUCUUAAAUAUCUCGCAACAUCAGUUCUUACAGACACCCAAGCUCUCAUUUGGCAGAAGGCGUGGCGGAGAUCCCUGGAGGAGCUGAGAGCCAGAUACCAAGGCGGGCCAAACGCGAACCUCACCAUGGUGCAGCUUGCCGGUGAUCCUCCUGAGGACGAUCCAACUCAGCAGGCGGUGAGACUCCCACGACACGUGCUCAGCGACAUCAAAGAGGCGGCACGGAGAGCAAUUCUUCAGAUUGCUCCGGCGGGGGUCCAGGACAACAUCUACACCGAGAUCAAGCAGGGUUCUUCAGAGCCAUUUUCCUCGUUCGUGGAUCGUCUUUCUCAGGCAGUGGAGCGGCAGGUGACCGAGGAGGGGGCGAAACCACAUCUGACCAAAAGCCUCGCGUUCUCCAAUGCCAACCCAGAGUGCAGGCGAAUCAUCAGCAUGAUGCCACACCAGGCCACCUUGGCAGACAUGAUCGAGGCGUGCAGCAAGAGCGAGGACCGAAGUGGGUGUCGGCGAGGCACGUGAAACCUUAUCGGGUGCAGACGCAAGUGGACGUGGACCCGAGAAGCAGAGAAGCAAGCACGCAGACGAAGGCAGACGACGACGCAGACGUCACAUCAGACAACGACUGAUCACCCAGAGACUUGGGGGGUUUUCUUUUCCUGGGAAAUCAAGUGUUGUUUGGGUGUUGCUGCAUUGCGGGGUCUCUCACAGAGGGUGGGGGCAUGGACAUGGGAUCCAGGCAGAUAGUGUUCAUGUGCUUCAUUCUCUUGCCUAUUGCCUUGGGCAAUUGGACAGACUUUCCCGUGAAACAACCAAAGGAAAAUGUGUGGGAAACUUUGGCAAAGGCAGCGGGUCUAGACAGCAUUUGUCUGACUCAUUCAAAGCCAGGAAAACCAUUUUCAACAUGUUUAGUAGGUGUGCCAGUGAAGGAAUGGCCAAUUCCAAAAAGCAUCCCUCCAGAGAUUCUGAAAACUUUUUCAGAUCCUGUGGAAGGAUGGCAAGUUUGGACACAGUACCUUCCUGUGGCUCACUUGGAACCUCCAGAAUUGGACAUUUUUGGAUCAACAAAAAUGAAAUGGUGCAUCAAAUUUGAUUCAUCAGGAGUGGCAAAGACAGAUAAUCAUACAAUAGAUGUCACUCCCAAUCAGCCUUUUUAUAAAAAUGCAUCAUCUUGGUGCAAUCACACAAAAAUAACAAGCAAACCAUCCCUUCAACACCCAGCCACUUUACCGAAGGGAAUGUUUUUCAUUUGCGGGGACAGAAUUUGGCCUGCUAUCCCUGCAAAAAUCAAGGGCGGUCCAUGCAGCAUCGGGGAACUCUCAUUGUUAACACCUGAUUUGAAAACUUUACAAAAGCAGACACACAGGGAAAAAAGAUCCCUUGAACAAUAUAGUCCAAAUUGUGAUGAUGAUGUUUCUACCUGGAACAAGGCUCAGAGAAUUGCAAUAGCAAUUUUCUCACCCCAAACAGCAUCAGGGGUGGCCUUGACACAAUUGGAUCAUAUAGCGUGUUGGUUGAGUAAACACAGUCGUGCCAUUUCGUUUGCACUGAGUGACAUGUUAACAGACAUCAGCGGUGCAAGGCAAGCAGUGCUUCAAAACAGGGCGGCAAUUGAUUAUUUGCUGCUGACACAUGGGCACGGAUGUGAGGAAUUUGAGGGGAUGUGCUACAUGAACUUGUCCGAUCAUUCAAAAUCUAUUCAUGAAAAUAUAAAACAAAUACAGAAUAGUAUUAGCAAAUUGAACAGAGUUACAGGGUCCUGGUGGGAUAAUUUGUUUAACCUUUUUGAUAUCUCACCAUUGUGGAAAGAACUUUCGAAAAUAGCAUUUUAUAUUCUUAUAGGGCUUGUAGUUCUUCUGCUUGUUCUACCAUGCAUUUUCGUGUGUAUUCGAAAGACCUUGAACAGCA
Molecule: messenger RNA, 3567 nt
Organism: Taeniopygia guttata (zebra finch)
Lineage: Eukaryota; Metazoa; Chordata; Aves; Passeriformes; Estrildidae
Source: RefSeq, a predicted model, not a curated record